This is a messenger RNA of Suillus bovinus, 1255 nucleotides long. RefSeq lists its product as uncharacterized. The transcript has 7 exons. The record is from RefSeq and is a predicted model, not a curated record. NCBI's taxonomy places the organism in Eukaryota, Fungi, Basidiomycota, Agaricomycetes, Boletales, Suillaceae. Bases 291 to 1127 code for a protein of 278 amino acids.
CAUUGGCGACCUUUGUUUGACACCAUUUGACCCGUCACCCCCAGGAGUCUUUUGAAAGUACUAGUUUCAUAUCUCAAUCUCACAGACUCAAUAUUCAGCGAUUCAUGAGGCAAGAACUUUAUAACACAUUGGCCCGGUCAUAUGUUACCGUACGGUGCAUGUCAUGAUGCCAAGUUAAGGUCAUGGGAUCUGCCUCUUCCAAGCGGUAGGACGUGGAGAUAAGAGCAUGCUGUACUCAUUAGAAUAACCCGCAUGCUUUCCCACAUCCUUCCAGUGUAUCUGAAUGCACCAUGCUCGUGUCCUUAGGUUUCCAUCUUACGGUUGUGUCUGUGAUUUUAGGUGUUCCGACUAUCCUGGCCGUACAAGUUCAUCCAGUCAAGCGCAAUGACGUCUCAGCUGCUACAUGCAUCGAUGGAUACUCAUGGAUGGACAACAGUCAGGGUAACUCGCCUUGCCUUACAGCCGCUUAUGUAGGGGGUGCGUGCACCGGGAACAACUACGUCCAGCCAAUCCUGAUCAAUGGCUAUUCGUACUCCUUACCAAAUUCUUCGACCGCAAAUGAAUGUUCUUGUUCUUGGUCGUUCUAUAAUCUCAUGAUGGCCUGCACUCUAUGUCAGGGAGCUAAUGAUUCUGUUGUCUUUGAAUGGCCUCGAUGGUCAUCCGGAUGCGCCACGAACCCAUCAUGGACACAAAAGUAUUUCCCUUCUGGAUAUGAGCUUGCUGGGAAUGCGUCUAUACCUUACUGGGCUACUAUCGAUCCGACAACAUGGACAACCGUGACUUUCAAUAUCCUAGAUGCGAACGCUACUUAUCAAAGGAAUUCUUCUAGCAUCACCCCGGGCUCCUUAUUAUUAUCUAGCGGUUCAAGCUCAAGAUCAACUGACAUGGGCGCGAUAGUUGGCGGUACCAUCGGAGGUGCAGCCGCACUUCUUUUUCUCGUAAUUGCCGCCUAUCUACUGUACAGACGUCACGUAUACAAGAAAGGAGUUUAUGUCUCUGUUAUCAACCAACAAGGGAGGACCUUUAUGUAUGAGACUGCAUAUACUUCACAACCUCAGACAACAUACCUACCUCUUCCACGGAUAGAUAGUAACGGUCAACGUCCUAAUGUCAUACCAAUGGUUUAAAUGUAUGGUGUAUCUUACAAGUUUUUUAUACUUAAAACGUCAGAUGCCCCCGCAUUCAGUACCUUAUGCUUAUUAUCUAGAGUUUGCUGAAUUUUAUAUAGCGAGCAAAACAGAGAUCAGGGAAUUCA